Molecule: messenger RNA, 954 nt
Organism: Mixia osmundae IAM 14324
Lineage: Eukaryota; Fungi; Basidiomycota; Mixiomycetes; Mixiales; Mixiaceae
Exons: 5
Coding region: 182-808 (208 amino acids)
Biological process (GO): protein stabilization
Molecular function (GO): protein-folding chaperone binding
Source: RefSeq, a predicted model, not a curated record
UACCUUGACUCCCCGCUGUCUGAGUGAAUCUGCCUCGAUCUUGUCUGUCUGUGUCUUGCCAGUCGCGUCCUUCGUCGACCGUCCUGCCAGCUUGCCGGUGAGCGUCGAGUACGCGAGUCGAGUGUUGAUCAGCCGUCACUGAGAGCGAGUAGAGAGCGUACUGGAGAAAGAUCACAGGCGCAUGUCACAGCAGAUCAGACACGAAUUCUACCAACAAGACCAGCAGGUCGUCGUCUCCAUCUUCAUCCGCAAUGUCAAGCCCGACGAGCUCACGGUUGACUUUGACUCUCGCUCCGUCAAGGUGACUAUCGACAGAGAGGAGCCCGUCCUCUUUGUACUCGACCCUCUUGCGCAUGAGAUCGUGCCCGACCAGUCGACUUUUCGUGCGAUUGCGCCGAAGAUUGAGCUCACCCUUUUCAAGAAGGAGCUUGGCUUGAAGUGGCUCAAGCUUCAAGGCGCACCAGAUGAGGCUGCCAUUGCUCCAACAGUGACCGCAGUCAAGCCAAACGCUUACCCUACGUCGGCUAAAUCAAAGACCAACUGGGACAAAGUCGCUAAAGAGGCCGCAGCGGCAGAGGAAUCUGAGCUCACAGAUCAGUCGGAUCCCAACGCGACGGGCGACAAGCAACUGAAUGCGCUCUUUGCAAAGAUCUACGAGGGUGCGACGGACGAGCAAAAGAUGGCCAUGAAGAAGUCCUUUACCGAAUCCAAUGGCACCUCCCUCUCGACCAACUGGGACGAAGUCAAGGCUGCGCCCAUGAAGACGCUCCCACCUGAUGGCAUGAUUGCACGCAAGUGGGAUGAAUGAACGAUCAAGCUUGCUCUGCUGCGCCUUGCCCUUCCUUGUUGGCUCGGGGCUCCGCAGUGCUAUCUGGCAUGGUAGUGAUCUGCCUGUCUGUCUGUUGUACAUCUUUGCAGUUCCGCCACGCCAUGCGGCCCAUGUCAUGACGAAGC